UAUUGAAAAUGUAUAUGAAUCGUAUACCUCGUCUGUGCCUAUCGUGCAUAUAUAUAUACUUAUACGUUAUCGCUUUCUUCGUAUAACGACAAUAUAACUGAUGUCUACCGGAUUUUUUCAGUUUAUUCUUUUAGUCUCAUUCAAAAAUCACAGUGACUUAGAACACAUCGUUAGACAAGGAGCGCAAUAAUAUGCGACAAGGAGGAAUAUAUAUCGUGUCAUAAAUAGAAAGCAAUAGUGUGUAACAGAGGAUAUCCUUUGUUCUAUUAAAUAAAAAUUUCAAAUAUUAUUUGUAGAACUUAUUAUUUCUAGAACAAAAUGCACAUAGAAAGAAGGCAGAUUAAUUUUAAAGACGGAUAUAGAAACAUUUGCAAAUCAUUCCUCUUCAUUAGUUUCUCCACAACUAGUGUUGUGUCUCGUUUUGAAUAUAAUGGCGCCAUCUAUCGAAACCGGUUCUCGAUUAAUUCACAAUUGGAUUGAGAAUCUUCACAGGAAAGAAGCUUUGUAGGAAUUUCCUUCAUUAUUAUGAAAAAUACGAUAAUAACUAUUUUAACAAUUGUAUUCAGUAUUUUACUGGGUCACGUGAAAUCUGAAUGCGAAACAAAUCAAUUUCAGUGCGAUAAUGGACAAUGUAUUGCAAAACGUGGUCGAUGCAAUGGUAUACUAGACUGUACAGAUAAUUCGGAUGAAACAUUUAUUCAGUGUGGUUCAAUCACCUGCUCGAAAUUCUCCUUCCGUUGCAAUUAUGGUGCCUGUAUUGAUAGUAAUUUAAAGUGCAAUGGAGUUACAAACUGCGCAGAUGGCUCGGAUGAAGAUUCUGGAUUAUGCAUAGAUACUACAUCUAGUACAACAAGUACAUCUAUUACUUCAACAAGUUCAAGACCCCUACAUAUUCCUAUCUUACCAAAUUUUAAAUUUUGUUUUCCACCACCAAAACCACAAAAUGGUUAUUGGAAAUUACACAAAUCAUAUUGUUGUAAUGGACAAGAUGAAAUAUGUGAUGAUUGUGAGGUUCCACAAAAUAUAUUGUUCAUGCCGGGACAAGAAUUAAUAUACGUGUGUAAUCCUGGUUAUAAGUUAAGUAACAAUGCUUCAACAUUUUGUAAUAUACAAGGUCACUGGAUAAAUAUUCCACAAUGUAAAGAAAUAUAUUGUAAAGAAUUAGAGUCAGAGUCUACAAGUGUUGUAUGUAUGCAGAAUGGUAAAUAUGUACCAUGUUCGAAUCUCGUUCCUGGAACAGAAGCAAUAUUAAGAUGUCUUGAUGGUUAUCACAGAGAGAAAGAUAUUGGAUCAAUUCGAACUAAGUGUAAUAAGAAUGGUGAUUGGUUUCCCCAGCCAAUACAGUGUAUUCCAGCAUGUGCUCAAUCAUCAAAACAUAUACCAAUUAUUGUAAAUGGAACAGAAAUUGAUAUUUUUGUAUCUCCAUGGCAUGCUACACUUUACCUAGCAAUGAAUUCUACUGCGCCAAAAGAAUUUCUUUGUGGUGCAACUAUUAUUCAUGAAAAACUUCUAAUUACAGCAGCACAUUGUGUUUUUGAGUUUGACAAACUACGAGAUGUUUCAAAAUUGUACAUACUCGCAGGCAAUAUAUUUAGAGAUUACGAUUCUCCUUUUCACGAUUUAAGAUUUGUGAAAAAAGUAGAGGUGAAACACAUAUACUAUAUUUGCCAGUAUAAUGGAUAUAUGGGAAAUUUUGCUGACAACAUAGCUAUACUAGAAAUUAAACAACGAUUUGUAUUUUCAAGUGUAUUAUCACCUAUAUGUUUAGAUUACAGUGACAGAAUUUCAUUACAUGAUGGAUUCUAUGGACAAGUCACAGGAUUUGGAAAAACUAUUUAUGGGUCACUUAGUCCCAUUUUACGAAAACUUGAAGUGCCAUAUGUUUCUUUUGAUCAGUGUAAAUCUUUAAAUACUAAUAAUAAUAUAGAACAGAUUCUUACAGCGGAUAUGUUCUGUGCAGGAUAUACAAAUGGAUCAGCAGUUUGUGAGGGUGACAGUGGUAGUGGAUUGGUCUUUAAGAGCAAUGGAUUAUGGUACUUAAAAGGCAUUGUUAGUGUUAUGCUUGGUAAAGAAACAUUAGGAGGGAAGAAGAUCUGUAACAGUUAUUCAUAUUCUCUAUAUACUCGAGUUUCCAAUCAUAUGACGUGGAUUGCAUCUAUUAUUUCGACUGUCAAUAAUGGUGAAUCACCAUUAAUGUAUUCAUGCCCUUUAUAAUUCUGUUCAAAUGCUCAAUAAUUGCUAUAAAAAAUUUAAUGCUUGUUCUACCAGUGGUUUGCAUAAAAUUUUCUCUUUAAUUGAAUAACUUCUUAAUGAAAAUUUUAGA
Molecule: messenger RNA, 2323 nt
Organism: Frieseomelitta varia
Lineage: Eukaryota; Metazoa; Arthropoda; Insecta; Hymenoptera; Apidae
Product: modular serine protease-like
Exons: 8
Coding region: 526-2214 (562 amino acids)
Biological process (GO): proteolysis
Molecular function (GO): protein binding; serine-type endopeptidase activity
Source: RefSeq, a predicted model, not a curated record